Messenger RNA from Manihot esculenta (cassava), 2152 nucleotides. RefSeq lists its product as uncharacterized. The coding region runs from base 583 to 1896 and encodes 437 amino acids. Lineage: Eukaryota; Viridiplantae; Streptophyta; Magnoliopsida; Malpighiales; Euphorbiaceae. The record is from RefSeq and is a predicted model, not a curated record. The transcript is spliced from 2 exons.
AAGAUUCUCUACGUUUCUCAAUUUCUAUUUUUCUUUUGUCUUUUUCUUUUAUAAUGGGAUUUCUUGUCCUUUCGUUUUGUUUUUGAGUCCAUCUCUCUUCUUCUCCUUCUUCCAUGAAAACAGACUUUACUAAAAGCUCCAACUUUUGCUCAAUGGGAUGAAGUUUAUGUGGUUCUCAAUAUGAAAUGCACACAGAACAAGUGUGCUUGAAUUUUUCGGAUUCUUUUUGGUGGUUCAUGAUAAAGUUUGUUUUUUUUUUUUGCCCCCUUCUCAAUGCUUCAAGCAUCUUUAUAUUGUAUUGACUGCUUGAUUUUUCCGAGUAGAAGGAAAUUGCAUAAAGAGAAAGCUUUUUAACAGAACUAGAAAGUAGUACACAUAGAGGCUAAUGGUAUAUUCAGAUUCUUCUUUUCAGUUUCCAUGGUGGAAAAGCAAUGAAAAGGUAAUUAAUGCAAAGUGAUAAGCUUUCUAGGAAAAUGGAAAAUGGAGAAGAAGUGUGUUUACAUUGAGUGGUUGUGAUUUCUGUAACUUCCUUUAAAGCUUAGCUCAAGAAAAAAGCAAGUGGAGAGGAUAGCAAGGUAAAGUAUGCCAACAGUGUGGUUCUCUUUGAAGAAAUCUCUACACUGCCAAUCAGAGCCAUCAGAAGUUCAUGACCCAAAAUCAAGGAAGCAGUUGAGCACAAUUUUGACAAGAAAAGCAGGCAGGUCCGGGUGUUCAAGGUCCAUAGCUAAUCUCAAAGAUGUCAUCCAUGGAAGCAAAAGGCACACAGAGAAGCCACCAAGUUGCAGCCCAAGAUCCAUAGGAAGCAGUGAGUUCCUUAACCCAAUAACCCAUGAAGUUAUUUUGAGUAACUCAAGGUGUGAGCUCAAAAUCACUGGUUUUGGCGGGUUCCAAGAAGGGAUUGGUAAUGCUGCUAAUAAUGCUAGUAAUGGUACUGGUGCUGGCAACCAUGGUGGUGUUGAUUCAACUUUUGUGGGUACCUUAAGGCCUGGUACACCUGGACCUGGAGGGCACCCAACAAUGCACUACUUCAAUCCUUCAUUUAGAAGCUCAGCUACUCCUCCAAGAAAGUCUCCAUUUCUUUUAUCUGAAAGGGAAGUGUCUGGAUUUGGAGGGUCUGGCAUUUUGGGCGGUGGUGGACAUUCAAUCGCUAGGAUCUCCCUGGAGACAGAUUCUAAUAGGUCAUCUAAAAUCACUUGUCAUAAAUGCGGAGAGCAGUUUACCAAAUGGGAAGCUGCUGAAAAUCACCAUCUCUCAAAACAUGCUGUCACUGAACUUGUGGAAGGUGACUUAUCAAGAAAGAUAGUUGAAAUAAUUUGCCGGACAAGUUGGUUAAAGAGCGAAAACCAUUGUGGUAGAAUUGAGAGAGUAUUGAAAGUUCACAAUAUGCAAAAAACUCUAGCUCGGUUUGAAGAAUAUAGAGAGAUGGUGAAAAUUAAGGCCAGCAAACUCCCUAAGAAACACCCUCGGUGUAUUGCUGAUGGAAACGAACUUUUGAGAUUCUACGGUACCACAGUUGCAUGCAAUCUCGGCCUAAACGGGUGCUCAAGUUUAUGUGUAUCUGAGAAAUGCUGUGUUUGUCGAAUUAUUAGAAAUGGGUUCUCUGCCAAGAAGGAGCUUAAAGGCGGAAUUGGUGUUUUCACAACUUCUACUAGCGGCAGAGCUUUUGAAUCUAUUGAAAUAUUUGAAGAAGACCCAUGUACAAGGAAAGCUUUGAUAGUGUGCAGAGUAAUAGCUGGAAGAGUUCAUAGGCCUCUGGAUAAUAUACAAGAAAUAUCAGGCCAAACAGGGUUUGAUUCAUUGGCAGGGAAAGUUGGUCUCUACUCAAAUAUUGAGGAGCUUUAUCUGCUAAAUCCUAGAGCUCUCCUUCCUUGCUUUGUGGUAAUCUGCAAACCCUGAAGAAAGUAAAAGAACUAUGAAUCCGUUUUUUAAUCUAUUGAUAGAAGAUUCUUUCAGUUUGAAUCUUCUGGUAGGAAGAUUUUGUUUCUCCUUCUCAUAAUCCUUCUGUCGCUUGUUGUUAUAUCAAUUUGUUUUGGCUUUUUUAUUAUUUUUUUUUAAGUGUAGUUGUAUUAUCCUUUAUUACAUUAGCAUAACUUAUGCUUCUGUAAUUUCUUACUCUACAUUCAAGUCUCGUUUAUCUUUUCCCUUUUUAAGC